AUGCAUAUACUUCAACUUACCGAACUAACCGAUGAUAUAAUGAACUUAUGCGAUGAUGAAUUUUAUCGUUUUCUCGAAAAAUCAUUAAAUACGAAUCUAUGCCAACUUUUCCAAGUUCAGUCUAUUCGAGAUAUGAUCUCGUUGUCAUCCGUAACCCUUGAUCAACUCAUAGAAAUACUCACCUUUGAUAUUGUUGAUUUAAAAGAUUUGAAAAGGACACUUGGUUUUGUAACAAGUGAUCGAAAAUUUCAUCUUCGUCUUGGUCACCGGCAUUUAUUAGAACAUUUGUUACUUUAUGAAUUUCUUCGACUUAAUCUACCAUCAGCAUUACCUCACAUAACUAAUUUAGAAACUCGGGAUCAGGAAUUUAAGAUGAUUGAAGGUGAAUUUCGAUUUAAUUUGUUGAAGGAAUAUUCACGAUCGACUGAAUGUAAUUAUAUUUUUGUUACCGAAGAUGCAAUUCGUUCUAUAUCCGCUAUUGAUUAUGAUGCACAAAAUAAUCACGAAACAUACGACUAUUCUGUUAAUAAUAUCAAAGAAUUAAAUCUGACAGAAUAUGACAUCGAAAAAAUUAUCCAUCGUGCAUUUGAAUCAGCUCAGAAAUAUGUUUCAAUGGUUAAUAUGACUCCAGUUUUGAAAGAGAGAAACGUUUAUUCUUUGACCGAAUUAUGCCAAUUUAUCAAAACAAUUUUAAGCAAAUCAUCUUUGAAACUAGUAGACUAUACGGAAAAUAACGAUUCGAACCGUGAUUCAGAUGAAGAUGAUCUCGAAGACAAUGAAGAUAGUUUAGCAGAAGCCGACGUUGAAGAUUUAACAUCAUACUACACCCUUGAUGAAUAUGGGGAAGAAGAAAGUACUAUUCUUGCAAAUAAUCUUUCUAAUGCAACACAGCAAAAACUUCAAGGGCUGUCGAAUUUAUGA
Messenger RNA from Didymodactylos carnosus, 921 nucleotides. The record is from the annotation of a GenBank genome assembly. NCBI's taxonomy places the organism in Eukaryota, Metazoa, Rotifera, Eurotatoria, Philodinida, Philodinidae.